Aureobasidium subglaciale EXF-2481 is the source of this 1095-nucleotide messenger RNA. RefSeq lists its product as uncharacterized. The transcript is spliced from 3 exons. The coding region runs from base 1 to 1095 and encodes 364 amino acids. The record is from RefSeq and is a predicted model, not a curated record. NCBI's taxonomy places the organism in Eukaryota, Fungi, Ascomycota, Dothideomycetes, Dothideales, Saccotheciaceae.
AUGUCACAGGAUACCGGACCACGCUUGGCUGCGACUGUCAUCGUCUUGUCCGUUCUGGCCUAUCCGUUACUGGCUUUGCGAAUAUAUAUCAGAUUAAGCACGAGAGCAUGGGGUGCUGACGAUUGGUCAAUGCUGUUCGCGGCCAUUCCUUUCACUGCUCUCACGAUAUCAUGUCUUGGUGGUGCCUUCAACGGCGUGGGUGGCCAUGAAGCUGAGCUCGGUGCCGCGCAGACAUCAGUUGGUCUCCAUUGGUUCUUCUUCUUCGAAGUCUUUUACUGCAUUGCAAUCGUACCUAUCAAGCUCAGUAUCUCGUUGAUGGAGAUGCGAAUCGCUACUAGUAAAAAGAGCUAUGUUGUCGCUCUGUGGGUCACGUCCGCCAUGUUCAUCAUCAUGAACAUCAUCUCCUUGUUUGUCAUCAUCUUCCAUUGCGAUCCCAUCUCAUGGGCAUGGGAUACAACAACUCCUGGAGGAAAAUGCAACUCUACAUCCGUUCUCACCAACAUCUACUAUGCCGAUACUGCCGUCAACAUUUUUACUGACUGGUUCUGCGCAUUGCUACCUAUUCCUCUUCUGUGGUCAAUCCAGCUAAAUCGCAACUCGAAGGUGUCGGUGGUUUUCCUGCUGAGUCUUGGUGUUCUUGCCAGUCUUUCUGCUUGCAUCCGUCUCAAGUACACCGUCAAUCUUAACAAUGCCGAGGAUUAUAUCCAUGGCGUUGGUGACAUCGUCAUCUGGGGCUACGCCGAGAAUGGCAUCGGUAUGGUUGUCGGAUGUCUGAGUACUCUGCGCCCUUUAUUCCGCCGUGUCUUCCACCUUGGAAGCUCAACACCUGGUGCCUCUUCCAAGAUGAACGGAACACGUUCCAAGGUCGGCCGCCGCAACUACGUCAACUGCGAAGCGGGCUACGAGCUUCCUGAAGGCGUGCGUCCCGCCGAUAGAGAUGUCGUGGUGAAGGGAGGCACUGUCAACGAGACCAGCAUACGCGACUCCGACUCCGAGGAGCACAUUCUCUCCGACUACCCUGGCAUUAAGAUGACACGGAGCGUCUUGCAAGAGACAAGCUUCGCCACCAAUACUACUUCUGGUACCAGCCCGUAA